This is a messenger RNA of Pyricularia pennisetigena, 1035 nucleotides long. RefSeq lists its product as uncharacterized. Gene Ontology annotation, cellular component: fungal-type vacuole membrane. The record is from RefSeq and is a predicted model, not a curated record. Gene Ontology annotation, biological process: basic amino acid transmembrane export from vacuole. The transcript is spliced from 3 exons. NCBI's taxonomy places the organism in Eukaryota, Fungi, Ascomycota, Sordariomycetes, Magnaporthales, Pyriculariaceae. The coding region runs from base 1 to 1035 and encodes 344 amino acids.
AUGGUGUCAGUGCUAUUAGCCGCUGGCACUGCCAGGGGAAUUGCGGCUUUCAUUGAAACACCACCGGUGAACGAGGCGGUCUCGGGAGUCUUUGGGAGCAUCAGUCUGACCGCAUGGAUCUGUUUAUUGCUCCCACAGCUUAUAACAAACUACAAGACCAAGAGCGCCGAGGGCUUAUCUAUGGCCUUCCUCAUAGUCUGGCUGUUGGGAGAUGUAGCCAAUUUGCUAGGCGCCCUUGCGACCAGACUUGCCCCGACGGCCGUUGCACUCGCCGUGUACUUUUGCUUCGCCGAUGUCGUCCUGAUCACCCAAUGCGUUUACUAUAAUGCACUCAACGCCCGCCGCGAAGCUCGCUUGAACGGGAACGGGCACGCCGAGACACAAAAUGCAGACUCGAGGGCUGUCGAGGACGAACCGGACGAGGAGGAACCGCUGCUCAGUCGGCGACGCAGGUCCAGCUUGGCAGGUCUGCCGGGCUCGCAGAGACGCCACUCGUCCAUGGCACGCGACGUCUCCAACCUCGAUCCGCUGGCUCGAUGCAUCACGGGCGAAGACGAAACCCCAGACCCGCACCCUUGGCUGCACAACGCCCUGAGCCUGAUAGCGGUCUACGUAGUUGGAACGGCCGGGUUCUUUGUGUCGUACGGCAUGGGCGCAUGGGGCGAUCACACAGACGUUCCAGAUGUCCCUGAGGCGGGGGAUGCGGUGACAGCAUUUGGACUGACCAUGGGAUACCUGAGCGCUGCGCUUUAUUUGCUGGCGAGACUACCACAAAUUUACAAGAACUACAAGGAGAAGUCGUGCGAAGGUCUUGCCUUGCUUUUCUUCAUGCUCUCCCUCACGGGCAACUUGACCUAUGGCGUUAGUCUGGUCGCAUACUCCCAAGAGAAAAGCUAUAUUGUCAAGACAAUACCGUGGCUGCUAGGAUCGCUUGGAACAAUUGUUGAAGACAUUGUCAUCUUCUUCCAGUUCCGCCUCUACAGCAGCCCCAAAGAGUCUUCAAAAACGUCCGAUGGAAAUGAAAUCGCGCCUUAA